Lucilia cuprina (Australian sheep blowfly) is the source of this 1434-nucleotide messenger RNA. RefSeq lists its product as uncharacterized. Bases 52 to 1407 code for a protein of 451 amino acids. Gene Ontology annotation, molecular function: phosphoric diester hydrolase activity. Gene Ontology annotation, biological process: lipid metabolic process. Lineage: Eukaryota; Metazoa; Arthropoda; Insecta; Diptera; Calliphoridae. The transcript has 7 exons. The record is from RefSeq and is a predicted model, not a curated record.
GAAAUACACAUGUGAAAUAAUAUCUUAAAUAAGAAUAAAUACAAAUUUAAUAUGUAUCACUAUUGUAAAAUUAUAAUAAUAAUUUUAAUUUCAAUAUCGAAAUCUAAUUAUAUACAAACUUGUCCCAUUUAUCUAACAAUCGGUUUGGAUGGCAGCACUUAUCAAGAAUCAACUUUACACUUAAAUUGGGCCUCCGAUUGUUUUAUACGCCCUGAAUGGUAUGGCAUUUAUAAUGAGGAACCUUCAACCACCCUACUGCAACCGUUUAUACGUCUUUAUAAUAUUAGCAAUGCCACAUUUCAAAUGUCUAUUAAGCAAAAAAUUGGAAAAUUAAAAUUUCCCAAAGGUUGGAAUCGUAACGAUGCCGAUGUACAACCGUUGCAUUAUACAAAAAGUAAAUGUUUGGAUUAUUAUGUGGCCAGUUUUCAGUCUAAUGAACUUUUAUCGGUGGAAUGUUUGAAAAUCUAUCCGACUUGGAUGACAAAACAGAAUGAUAUUGUUAAAAUGCAAUUGAAAGAACUUUUUAUACCAGGAACCCAUGCCUCCGGUGCCUAUCUAACUAAUUAUGGUGCUAUCAAAUCGUUAUUUAUACGUGAACAUGCUGUUUCACAAUAUUUUGAUGUCUGGUCUCAAUUGGUAUUUGGUAUACGUUAUUUGGAUUUAAGUAUUGGCUAUAAACCAGUCGAUUUAUAUGAUCCACAAAAUCCCGAAAACUUUUGGAUAGUGAACGAAAAUAUGUUUAUUAAUCAGUUGCGUUUCGUUUUAAAAGAUGUUCGUAAAUUUGUAAGCAUAUCUGGGGAAGUUGUUAUAUUGGAUUUCAGUUCGUUUCCCAUAGGUUUUUACAAACAUCCCGAUAGACACACAGGACUAUUGCAUUUGAUCACUAAUGAAUUGGGUCAUUUGGCAUUUCAACGCAACGAUAGAAGUGUGCACUGUUACGAUUUAACCAUCGAAGAAAUAAUAGCAACUAAUGGAACCAUAAUAAUAUUAUAUCCAUUAGAAGAAUUACCACAUCCAGAAAAUGAAUCUCCCAUACUCUGCUCGCCAUGGAAACGUUUCUCAACCGGAUUUAUGAAUAACUCUCAGGCACUGGACUAUAUGCGUCUAUUGUUUAGCAAAAAGAAAACAUCACCAGUUCAAGAUGAAGGUUGGAUAUUUAAUGCCAUUAAAAGUAUGGAACAAUCUUUGAACACCAACAAGUUACAAACGGCCAAAGAAAGAGCUUUACACAUCAAUACAAAAGUCUCAAAUUGGCUUCGUGGACCUUGGGGUUCUACGGCAAACAUUGUAACUUUGGACUAUUUCAGCAGCACAAAUAUCAUAGAUGUUGCCAUAUAUGCGAAUAUACAAAAAGCAUUUUUAAAAUUAAAUAAGGAUUAUGUGAAAUUUGAAAUAACUGAAAAAUAAAGGAAAUUUUAGACAUUGAUCUGAUGU